This is a messenger RNA of Hylaeus volcanicus, 3771 nucleotides long. It is a transcript of the gene rb, whose product is annotated as AP-3 complex subunit beta-2. Bases 402 to 3536 code for a protein of 1044 amino acids. Gene Ontology annotation, cellular component: AP-3 adaptor complex; membrane coat. Gene Ontology annotation, biological process: vesicle-mediated transport; intracellular protein transport. Lineage: Eukaryota; Metazoa; Arthropoda; Insecta; Hymenoptera; Colletidae. The record is from RefSeq and is a predicted model, not a curated record. The transcript is spliced from 10 exons.
AGACGGUAGGUGUAUUCGAUAUAUGAUACAUAUUUCAUUUGGUAUUUUUAGUAUCGCCGCAAUUCUUCACUGAAAAUUUCGAUUGUAGCAAAGUAUAAUGCUGAAAUUAAAGGUAUUACAAAUAAAUCAACAUUGAAAGAGUUGCAUAUCAAAUUUCAUUCGUUUAAAGUUUCAUUCGAUAUAUUUCGAUAUGCAAAGCGAGAAUCUUUGCGAAGUACAAGUAGACUGCAGUAGACAGUAGACUGGUUUGAUUGGAUCUAAACAGAUCUAAACAAAAUGGAUAUGUGUUGAGUGGAUACGUCUUACAGUAAAUUCUUACUGCACGAGUUUCAUGAAUUAUAGUGAAAUCUAAACGAAACGAGAAAGGAAUAAUUACUUCGUAUUAAUUGAAAAUAAAGAAAAUGUUAACUGCUGCUGCGAAUUCCUUAUCAAAUAACGGAGGGUCUUACAGCAAUGACAGACCGUCAAGUACAGCAGAUGUAGAACUUGCAACUGAUCCUGCUUCUGGCGGAUUUUUUCAUUCUGAUUACAAAAAACAUGACGAUUUGAAACAAAUGUUGGACAGUAAUAAAGAUGGACUUAAGCUGGAAGCUAUGAAACGUAUAAUUGGGAUGAUAGCGAAAGGAAGAGAUGCAUCGGAAUUAUUUCCUGCUGUAGUCAAAAAUGUUGUAUCUAAAAAUAUUGAAGUGAAAAAAUUAGUUUAUGUGUAUUUAGUCCGUUAUGCAGAAGACCAACAAGAUCUUGCCCUUUUAUCUAUUUCUACAUUCCAGCGAGCAUUGAAAGAUCCUAACCAGUUAAUAAGAGCCAGUGCUUUAAGGGUGCUCUCGAGCAUACGUGUUACUAUGAUUGUGCCUAUUGUAAUGCUUGCUAUUAAGGAUUCGGCUAGCGAUAUGUCGCCAUAUGUUCGGAAAACUGCUGCCCAUGCAAUACCUAAGCUCUAUUCUUUAGAUCCUGAUCAGAAAGAGGAGUUGAUAAGUGUUUUAGAAAAGCUGUUAUCCGAUAAGACAACUUUAGUUGUGGGUUCAGCAGUAAUGGCUUUCGAAGAAGUUUGUCCUGAAAGAAUAGACUUAAUACACAAGAAUUACAGAAAACUCUGUAACUUGUUAGUAGAUGUUGACGAGUGGGGCCAAGUUGUCAUAGUGAACAUGCUUACAAGAUAUGGACGAACACAAUUUGUUAAUCCUAACAUAGAUAAUAUAGAAGAAGACGAAAAUCGCCCAUUCUACGAUUCUGAUUCUGAUUCAUCUAAUACAAAGAAACCAAAAUUAUCGUUAGAUCCUGAUCACCGAUUAUUAUUACGAAACACAAAACCCCUUUUACAAAGUAGAAAUGCCUCUGUGGUAAUGGCGGUGUCUCAAUUAUACCAUCACACAGCACCACGAAGCGAAGUAAUUAUUGCUGCUAAAGCACUCAUAAGGUUAUUAAGAGGACACAGGGAAGUGCAGAGUGUAGUUCUUCAUUGCAUUGCUAGCAUGUCAAUUACCAGAAAGGGGAUGUUUGAACCGUUUCUUAAGUCGUUCUUUGUAAGAACUUCUGAUCCUACACAUAUAAAGCUUCUAAAAUUGGAUAUUUUAACGAAUUUAGCAACAGAAACUAGCAUCGGAGUUAUCCUAAGAGAAUUUCAAACAUAUAUUUCUAGUAGCGAUAAAGAAUUCGUGGGAGCAAGUAUACAAGCAAUUGGAAGAUGCGCAAGUAAUAUAAAAGAGGUGACCGAUACAUGUCUGAAUGGAUUAGUUUCCUUGCUGAGUAACAGAGAUGAAGCUGUUGUAGCAGAAAGUGUGGUGGUUAUAAAAAAACUCUUACAAACUCAACCGAAUGAACAUAAAAAUAUAAUUGCUCAUAUGGCUAAAUUAAUGGACUUCAUAACUAUACCACAAGCGAGGGCAUCGAUUUUGUGGCUCUUGGGUGAAUAUUCCGAUAGAGUACCUAAGAUAGCACCAGAUGUUCUUAGAAAAAUGGCUAAAAACUUUAUAAACGAGCAAGACAUAGUGAAACUACAGAUUUUAAACUUAGCUGUAAAGCUAUGUUUGAAUAAUCCUGGACAAACCAAAGCAUUUUCUCAGUAUGUUUUUCAGCUGGCAAAAUAUGAUCAAAAUUAUGACAUUAGAGAUCGUGCACGCUUUUUAAGGCGUUUUAUUUUUGAUGAGGAUGAUCAGACAAAGAAACUUCUGCAGCUUGCAAAACGAAUAUUUCUCGCUCCAAAACCUGCACCAACUUUAACGUCUAGGUUUAAAAACUCAGAAUUUCAAUUGGGUACAUUAUCACACUAUCUGGACAUGCCAUGUGCUGGUUAUCGGCCUUUGCCACCUUUUCCUAAUGCAGCUCCCGAUCCAUCCGUGAGGGAUAUUGCAAGUACCGAUGUGAUAGACGCAAGAGAAGUAUAUUGUUAUAAAAAAGAUAAAAAAGAUAAAAAAGGAAAGGAGAGAAAAAAAUCAUCUUUUUACAGUGACGAAGAAAGUGUGGUGGAAGAUUUGAACAAUGAAUCUUCAGAUACUUCAACAAAUGACUCUUCGGAUGAAAACAGCGUUUCAUCUGAAUACACAUCAGGCACUAGCAAGUCUGAGAAUGACGAGAAUAACGAGGAUAAGAAGUCUGAUGAUUCUAAUAGCGAGUCAGAUACUGAAUCAGAUUCUGAAGAAACUUCUGAAGAUUCCGAGGAGAGUGAAGAGAAGAAGAAGUAUAAACUUUCAAAUCAAAAAUCAAAAGAAAAACCAAAAAGUAACAUUGAUCUUCUAUUAGAGUUAGACGAUGUCAUUCCAAUAACACCUGUUAUGCCAUUGAGUACAGCAGGUUUUCUUACUCCAAUGAAUUCCAAUAUUACAAAUGAUAUUAGAGAAGUACCAACUUCGUUCAUUCCAGUGAAGAAAUCUGAAUUGUUAAAUAGUAUUACCGGUCAUGGUUUAAAGAUUGAAUACAGGUUUACAAGAUCACAACAUUUAGUAAGCGCUCAUUUUGUUACCAUAGAAUUAACGUUUUCCAACGAAGGUAACGAGCCUAUUAAAGAAAUACAAAUGGGAAUGAAGAAUUUACCAAAAGGUAUGCUGAUCCAUGACUUCACGCAAAUACCAUUACUGGAGAUUAAUUCCAAUUUAUCCUCUACAUUGGGUAUCAAUUUCAAUGACUCUACGCAACCGGCAAAUUUUAGUAUCGAUUUUGCAAUUGGGGAAGAAAAAUAUUCAUGCUCGGUUACUGUUAAACCGCCAAUUGGAGAAAUAAUACGAGCUGUGAUAUUACCAGAACGUAUGUUUACCGAUGAGAAAAUUAAAUUGAAGGGUAUGAACGAACAUGUAGCAAAAGUACAAUAUUCUGGAAAUAAAAAAGCUCUUUCUCAAGCUAUUUUUGAAACUGCAAAUGUUGCAGUGAUAUCUAGCAGUGAUGAAGAAAUCAGAUUUGCCGCCCAUACAUUAGCAUCAGAAUCGUUGGUGUUACUGACAAUAAAAAUGCUAGGUAACGAAUGUUUGGAAAUCAGUGUAAAUUGUGAAAAAAUGGUAAUAGGCUCCAUCUUAUUGAAUGAAUUAAAGAGCAACUUAAAAUGAAUUAAUAUAAAAUAUUUUAUAUUUAUAGUCACAAAUAUAUGCUAAAUAUGUUUACAGUACUUGUAUAAAAUUAUAUAUAUAUAUAUAUAAUUAUAUACACACACAUUAUUUCACAAAUAUAUAUUAAUUAAAUACAAAAAUUUAAGUAUAUGUUAUACCAUUACAAUUUUUAUAAUAAAUUGAAGUUACUGUUUAAAAAAAAAAAUGUACUAAUUCUAUAACUUAUAUUAAAUUA